Messenger RNA from Thermothelomyces thermophilus ATCC 42464, 2003 nucleotides. RefSeq lists its product as uncharacterized. Lineage: Eukaryota; Fungi; Ascomycota; Sordariomycetes; Sordariales; Chaetomiaceae. The transcript has 2 exons. The coding region runs from base 115 to 1923 and encodes 602 amino acids. The record is from RefSeq and is a predicted model, not a curated record. Gene Ontology annotation, biological process: L-threonine catabolic process. Gene Ontology annotation, molecular function: pyridoxal phosphate binding; threonine deaminase activity.
CUAAAAUAUUCGGGCACUUUUUUAAGAUAAGAUUGUACGCAGCCCGAGAACGGAGCUCCGACUUCCCCAGGGCACAGCAGCAGUUUAACUUUAUCACGGUAAAUUGUCGCUGGGAUGACGACUUCCUCGGAGACCGCGAGCCCAUUGGGGCCAAAGGACGGUGAGCAGAUUCAAAUCAGUGGUGGCAACAGCACGAGCACGACUACCCAAAUACCGACGACACAAACACCUUCUUCAGAGGACGAUGGGUCACUCGCCAAAACACCGUUUCUGAGCAGCCUUUCCCUCACCGAAUACAGCGCAAAGCCGACUAUCUCUCCCGAGGAUAGGAAGAUGAACAUGAAGAACAUCGUUCCCGAAGAGUUUCUUCUGCCGAAUGGAAACCCGGACUACUUGCGUCUUAUUAUCACUUCCUACCCCAGGGUUAGAGAGGUGUGCAACGAGAUCCCACUGGUCCACGCGGUCAACCUAAGCAAUCGCCUGGAAUGUAAGGUACUGCUCAAGCGUGAGGAUGAGCAGCCCGUGUUCAGCUUCAAGCUACGGGGCGCCUAUAACAAGAUGGCCCACCUGGACCGGGCCGAGUCCUGGCGAGGUGUGAUUUGCUGCAGCGCCGGCAACCAUGCACAGGGUGUGGCGUACUCCGCAAGAAAGUUGAAAAUUCCGGCCACCAUUGUCAUGCCCAAGGGCACGCCGAGCAUCAAACAUCUCAACGUGUCAAGAUUGGGAGGUCAUGUGGUUCUCCAUGGCGCGGACUUUGACGAAGCCAAGGAGGAGUGCGCUCGGCGGGCAAAGCAAGACGGCCUGAUCAACAUCCCGCCAUUCGACGACCCGUACGUCAUCGCUGGCCAGGGGACCAUUGGCAUGGAGAUUCUCUCUCAGACAAACCUGCAGAAGCUCCAGGCAAUCUUCUGCUGCGUCGGCGGCGGCGGCCUCAUUGCUGGUGUUGGUGUCUAUGUGAAGCGCAUUGCGCCGCACGUCAAGAUUAUUGGGGUGGAGACUUACGACGCGGACGCCAUGACCCAGUCGCUGGCAAAGGGCGAACGCGUGCUUCUCAAGGACGUCGGGCUCUUUGCAGACGGAGCAGCGGUCAAAACCGUCGGCGAGGAGACAUUCCGCAUCUGUCAGGAGGUGGUCGACGAAAUGGUUCGGGUGACCACGGACGAGGCCUGCGCCGCCAUCAAAGACAUGUUCGAGGACACUCGGUCCGUGGUCGAGCCUGCGGGUGCCUUGGCCAUUGCUGGACUCAAGAAAUGGGUCGCCGCGAACCCCUCCAGCGAUCCAACAAGAUCUGUCGUGGCUAUCACAUCUGGCGCAAACAUGAACUUCGACCGGCUCGGCUUUGUUGCUGCUCGUGCUACGUACGGCGAAGGGAGGGAAGCGCUUUUGGCCGCCAAAAUCCCGGAAAAACCAGGUGCUUUUGCAGAGCUGAUCAAUGCUGUUAUGCCCCAUUCCGUAACCGAAUUUAGUUACCGGUAUGCGGGCGACACUGAGGCUAACGUGCUACUCGGCAUCUCUCUCACGGCGCCGGGGAGCCAACGGGCACACGAACUACAAAAGAUCAUGGAUCGCAUCCGGGCAUCUGGGACAAUGGACGUGGCCGACUUGUCCGGGGAUGAGCUGACGAAGAGCCAUCUCCGGUACAUGGUUGGUGGUCGAUCUAACGUGCCGAACGAGCGCCUCUACAUGUUUCGGUUCCCCGAGCGGCCCGGUGCUCUGGAGCGAUUCCUUCAGACGCUCCGACCAAAAUAUAACAUUAGCCUAUUCCAGUACCGGAACCAUGGUGGAGACAUUGGCCAGGUUUUGACUGGAAUUCUGUGUCCCGAUGACGAAAUCACCGAGCUACAUCAGUUUCUUAAGGAGAUUGGUUAUCCAUGGGAGGAUUGCACAAGUUCUGCUAUGUUCAAAACAUUUCUAAGAGCAUAAGAAGAAGAUAGUAUAGAAGCCUAGGUAUAGACAUUUUAACUAAUACAUCUGAUAGCUUAUAUAUAUAUACUCUUAUAACU